Molecule: messenger RNA, 2542 nt
Organism: Momordica charantia (bitter melon)
Lineage: Eukaryota; Viridiplantae; Streptophyta; Magnoliopsida; Cucurbitales; Cucurbitaceae
Gene: HT1
Product: Protein kinase superfamily protein
Biological process (GO): protein phosphorylation
Molecular function (GO): ATP binding; protein serine/threonine kinase activity
Source: RefSeq, a predicted model, not a curated record
CAAUCCAAAUAUUUGACCAGCCCAACACAAAAAAUAGUGAAACAAUUUUGAACAUUUUCAUACUCAGCAAUUAAAAUGUAUAACUUUAGCAAUUGCAAGUCAGUCCACUCACAACUUUACUGCUACAUUUGGUACAAAACUAUGAUACAACACAGAAAAAGAAAACGACGAUGACAACAGACAACUAAUCACAAAAUUAGCAAUGGCGAACCCAAUCAAAGUACACAAAUCACGGCUCUUGUCGCAACCAAUAGUUAAGGAAUAAGGAUUUGACAAGAACUAAGUAAGAACCAUAGGAUCUGAUGUCCAUUGCAUUAAGCUACAGAUCACCAUGUUCUUCACCAUUGACUUGGGUCGGAUGGCCACUUUUUCACUUUAGCCUGGCCCACGUGUGCCUGCCACUUGUAGAAAUUGUGGGGUUUUUUUCUGGGAAAAAAGACUGGCAUUGGCAUAUAUGCCCAUUUUUUUCUUGGAGUUGAAAGAUAAUCCAUUGAGGCUUUGCCACUUUGGCCACUUAGCAUUGAUGAUGGGAAAUGGAACAGAAACAGAGGAGCUGGAUUCAGUUGAGAAAAGAAGAACAAAUAAAGUGGUUCCUUCUUUAAAAAGUUCAACUUUUGAACAAAGAAAGGCCGAAUCACGAGACGCCCCUGAAAUAUCUGCCCUUUUUCAUUGUCUUUCUACUGCCAAACGACCUAAUCCUCCUCCUUAUCAUUAUACACAACCGUGAAAAUCAGACCCUUUUUUUCUUCUACCAGCAUAUUUUCCUGUUUUUCUUUCUUCCUUCUCCCCCGCGGUUCUAUUACCUGAAGCCAUGAAAACCCGAGUUCUAUCUUUGCUUUUGGCUUUUUAUCUGAUAUAUUCUCGGUCUUUUCAUGAACAUUUGCCUAACUAUAGAAAAGGUACAAAUGCUUGACGCGGAAAACUGUUCUGUGUUUUUUUCUGCGAAAGUUUUCUUUUGGGUCUUCGUCCUUUUCAUCAUUGAUUCAUAAAUUCAUGAAAACCCAUAUCGAGUUAUCAUUCUUCCUUAGAACCCAUGUUUUUGAAUCAGUUCAUGCACUUCUUAAAAUCAAUUCAUACUUUCAGAAGGAAAAUUCCUUACGAUUGCUUGCUUUGACAUAAAAAGAAGCCUCCUGUUUGGUAUAAACAAAGUCCAUUUCACGUAAAGAAUCUUCAUGGCGACCUCAUGUUUUGGUUCACUUUGCAUUCGGAAAUCAAAGAGCAAGCCCUUAUCAACCCCUUCUUCAUUGAAAUCCCAGAUGAAUUCUGAAAUGGAAAAUAUGGAGAGGAGGAGAUUUGAUAGUUUGGAAUCGUGGUCCAUGAUCCUAGAGUCUGAAAAUGUGGAAACUUGGGAGACAUCAAAGGAGGAUCAGGAGGAGUGGACAGCUGAUCUAUCUCAACUCUUCAUCGGUAACAAAUUUGCAUCCGGUGCUCACAGUAGAAUUUACCGUGGAAUUUACAAGCAGAGAGCCGUGGCUGUGAAGAUGGUGAGAAUUCCAAACCAAAAGGAGGAGACAAGAGCCAAACUUGAGCAACAGUUCAAGUCUGAAGUUGCUCUGCUUUCUCGUCUCUUUCAUCCCAACAUAGUUCAGUUCAUUGCAGCCUGUAAAAAGCCGCCUGUAUAUUGCAUAAUCACAGAGUAUAUGUCACAAGGAACCCUGAGGAUGUAUCUCAACAAAAAAGAGCCAUAUUCACUCUCAACAGAAACAAUAUUGAGGUUAGCCCUUGACAUAUCAAGAGGAAUGGAAUAUCUUCAUUCUCAAGGAGUAAUCCACAGAGACCUCAAAUCAAAUAACUUGCUUCUAAACGAUGAAAUGAGAGUAAAAGUGGCGGAUUUCGGAACCUCCUGCCUCGAAACACAGUGCCGAGAAUCAAAAGGGAACAUGGGAACUUACCGAUGGAUGGCGCCGGAGAUGAUCAAGGAGAAACCCUACACUCGGAAAGUUGAUGUCUACAGCUUCGGAAUUGUGCUGUGGGAGCUCACCACGGCUCUGCUUCCCUUUCAGGGGAUGACCCCCGUGCAGGCUGCCUUUGCCGUCGCCGAGAAGAAUGAGAGGCCGCCAUUGCCGGCGAGUUGUCAGCCGGCGUUAGCCCACCUGAUUAAGCGGUGUUGGGCGGCAAAUCCGUCGAAGCGGCCGGAUUUCAGCGACAUUGUGGUGGCCUUGGAGAAGUACGACGAAUGUGUGAAAGAAGGCCUUCCUCUUUCACACCACAGAAAAUUGGUAAGCCGAAACGCCAUUAUUGAACGCUUGAAAGCCUGCGCCUCCACCAGCUCCUCCAUACCUGUACAUGCCUGAGCCUGAUCCGCCAUAGCCCCCUCCAUAAUUCAAAAGGUAUCAUUUUGGUGCAUUUUAACCAACAAAAAAAAAGGAUGAUGAUCAAAUACUUUGUAAACUGACAGGGCCCGCCGGCUCCGUUUACGGUAACUGGGCCCGGCCGUGGAUUCUUGGUCCACAUAUGGAUCAUGCAACGUAGGGCCCAACUUUGUUAGCCCAGCCCACUUCAGUGCUCACUAAUUAUUACUCAAAUCUCGGUUUAAAUUAUA